UAGCGUCUUCACACACCCAGCCUAUCACACCCGGGCGCCUCUCUAGCGCCUCCUCUCUGUCAGGCCGCCGAAGCUAUUGCACCGUUAUAUUAGAGCUGAGCGCGGACGGACUGACUGCAGUUGGACAGACUGAAACUCAGUGAGUCUCACAGACUGAAAAAAUCUUGAAAUGGACCACCAGGACCUGAUGAACUCCUCUGGGGAGAAUGUGGCGUCCACCAUGGCAAACAUGAAUAAUGGGACGGCAGUGCAUAUGGGUCCCAGUGGCAACCAGGGCAAAGAGGAGACAGAAGCGUUGAAGUCUGAAGUGAUACCUGGACAGCCUCUGACUGGACUCUGUUCGGAGCCUGAGGCUGUCUCACCUCAGAAGGAUGUCGUAUCUGACAAGUUCACACCAGGAGAGCUCUCUCCGUCACACAGUGGCAGAAGCAGUGUGGCUUCCGUAGAUGAGAAGGAGGAGCUUGUGAACGGGGGCAGGGCUGGGAGCCCACACCAGUCACCCAUGUCUCCAUCACCAGUCGCCAGGGUUGGUGGGUUUGAGUCUGUGGUUCCCAGCACGGAUGGACAGGUGAAGAGGAGUCUUUCAGGAAAGCUGGUCCAGGAACAAAGUGAAUCCGAAGAGGAGAGGGAUGAAGAAGUAAUGGAGAAGCAAGAUGUAAAGGAUAACAAUGUUAAAUUUGCUUACAAGGAAGACUUGGGUCCUAGCACGCCAACUAGCGGUUAUAAAAAAGAUCAGGAUGAGGAGGAAGAUGAAAAAGAUGAACAGGAAGAAGAAGCAGAGGAAGAACAAGAUGAACAAGAAGAGGAGGAAGAAGCAGAAAUUGCUCUUCCGGCUAUUAGUGCCCACGUCUCACACUUGUCACCACAGAAAGAUGCAAGUAUGGAGAUCAAGCACAGCAAAGCUCCUAGUCAACCCCCCCUAAUGCCAGAGGAGGCAAUGAAGCAAGGCCUAUCAUUUGACUACACCGAACCGCAGCAAGCCAGUCAACAAGGAGCUUCUGAGGGCUGGGAAAAUGGCUCUGAUAAAACCCCUCCAGGAAGCAGGAGUCCUGACUCCUGCAGGGCUGAUUUGGGCUCCCCCUUUUCCCUGACCACUGCUGCUCAAGAGUUGCCCCUUACCGACCAACAGAAGCAGGUCCACAAGGACCAACUGGAGGAUGACAAAGAAGAGGAAAUGGUCAGCAUCCCUGAAACUCACCAACUGGUGGAAACACCUAAGAAGGAGAUGGGGGUCUACCCCAAAGCAGAGGAAACUAAAGAGCAAAAGAACAUUGCCAAAGGGAGACCAGAAACCUACUUAGACACAACCGAUGAAGAUCUCAUCACUACUGUGGAAGCAGCACAGAAAGAUCAGCCUUUUGCUAAUAAGCCCAUUGCCCAAGAACCAGCCAAAACAGAACCUCUGAAAGAUCUUCCCGCCAAAAAAGCAAAGAAGCCUGUUGCAACAGUCACAGCAACCCCUUCCCCCAAGUCCACCGUAAAACCACAGAAAGUCCCCUCAAAAGACGGUGCACCGGUCCGAAAAACAAGCGCCCCUUCAAAAGCUGGAGCAGCAGGAGCUGAUAAAAACGCCAAGGCAGGUGAAGCUAAGACAAAGACUUCGGGUGCUAAACCUCAGGGAGUGGGUGCCAAAAUCCCUGCUGCUUCACGGCCAGAGCAGCGGAAAACAGGAGCAGGUUCAAUCGAGAGAGCGGAUUCACCAAAGACUCCGGACCGCAGCGGCUGCAGCAGCCCUGCCAGCCGGUCCAGCACACCUGGGCAGCAGGUGAAGAAGGUGGCAGUGGUGCGCACCCCACCCAAAUCUCCCGGAUCCCUCAGGUCCCGCACCCCUAUAGCCCCGGUUGCUCCCAUGCCUGAUCUGAAGAACGUCAAGUCCAAGAUCGGCUCCACUGAGAACCUUAAACACCAGCCUGGAGGAGGGAAGAUUCAAAUUGUGCACAAGAAGAUAGAUCUCAGCAAUGUGCAAUCAAAGUGUGGGUCAAAGGCUAACAUCCACCAUAAACCAGGUGGAGGGAAUUUUGAGAUCAAAUCAGAGAAGCUGGAAUUCAAAGCCCAGUCAAAGGUUGGAUCUCUGGACAACAUUGGCCAUGUACCUGGGGGUGGACAGAGGAAGAUUGAGAGCCACAAACUGGUGUUCCGCGAGCAAGCGAAGGCUCGUACUGACCACGGUGCCGAGAUCGUGGUCCAGUCACCCAGCAUGUCUGCGGACGGCUCGCCCCAACGUCUCAGCAAAGUGUCUUCCUCCGGCAGCAUCAACAUGACAGAAUCCCCGCAGCUCUCCACACUAGCUGACGAGGUGUCCGCCUCUCUUGCCAAGCAAGGCCUGUGAUUCACCCUCAUCCACACCCUCUCCAGGAACAGAGGGAGCAACAUGGCUUGAUAAGAAGCAAAGAAGAAAAACAAAAAAGAAAAUGAAAAAUUAAUUUCCCUCUCUCUUUAAAAAAAAACAAAAAGAGGCACCUGCUGGAUUUUCUUACUAAGGGGUAGUUACAGUGACUAAACAAAGAUAGGAAUUUAGUCUCUGACAGCUUGGGACAGCUGAUUGUGUAAUUAAUGACAUUAUUGGCUUGGUUUGCUCUGAUUAAUUGAGCGGAAAUUGGUGCUGUCUUUGGUCCAUAUGAUCAUCUGCAGCCCUGAGUAGCCUAUCUAUAACAUUAGGAACUUUUUAUGUAUGAAAUAUAACUCAUGCCUAUUUUCCAUUGAUGUGUCUGCUUUGCUGCCUUACUGUGAAUGUUUCUUUUAUUUUUUACUUGUUUGUUUCUUUUUUUAUUCUUUUUUUUAAUUCAACAAGAAGGGAACUGAGGUUUCAUGACAUGCUAAUCAGUAAAGAGAGUCUGAGGAAGAGUAAAGCCAAUCAGAGUUCUGUGAGGACAAUAGAAAAUGCCCAAAGCUUACUGAUCAGAGACUGAUCCUAGAUCCCUAGAUUUGUUUUGUCAUUUGUUUAUGAAAACAAUACAGGCUUCCAUUAAUAUGACUAAGUUCUUCCUUUACAAGCUGUAAUUUGAUGGGAUCAGUUUCUGCCCUAUGACCAUCAGAACAUUUCAUUAGGAUUAAAUACAAAGAAGAGAAACGGCUCCAGUAGUAAACAGACAGCGAGAUGAAUAAUAUUGUUUUUGUCCAAUAAAAAAUGCAACGCUUUACAGGAGAAUAAAUAUUCUUUACUUUAAGUGGAAAUAAGGAAGUAAUGUAAAAUAGGAGUUUAUUCCAAGUAAUGUAAGUUAUUUACUACAGGGUUUAAAACAGACAAACAUUAAGAUAAUUUUUUGUCUUUGGACUUUGGACUAUAACUAAAGAAAAGUAGACUUUCCUAGAUACUCAAUCAGUAUUGGUAAACCAGCAAUUCAUAACUUUGGUCCUGGAGUACGUUCACAUUCGAGUUUUUACAGCUUUUAUAACAGGAUUUGGAGCGUUAGAACUAGAAAACUCUAAAACAGGCUACAGGGUCAGAGUAGUAGAUCUGAGUAGUAUCGCUGUUCCACCUCCUGCUCCUCCUCCAGAUCAGUCUGCUUUCUGUUCCGCCUUGUCGACACUCUGCGGAAGAUGCUUGGUUCCAAAGAAUGUGUGAAUGAACCAGUGCAGAUGAUCAGAGCUAGAUCUACAGACUUCACAAAAGAGAGAAAGGAUUUAUCAGAAUGGAACGUCCAUUUGUAGGCACUAUCUAGACCAGGCUAGUGGAUGAGAAAACUCUCAGACACACUCAAAAAUAGUGUGAGUGAUGCUGUUUAUUUUUUAGUUAAAAGAUAAGUGCCUCCCUUUGCUCAGUUGAUGAACAGUUCAGAUAAGUAAAUGUAAAUAGCUUUAGGAAAGGAGCCUGCAGCCGGAACACCCUCACUACAACACAUACUAUACAUCCCAAUUCUGAUUAAAAGUCUUUAUUGAGGAUGCCUUUUGGAAAUCCACUGUUUAAAACCUCUGCACUCGUUUCCCAGCACACAGUCAGCUUCGCUAGAUUAUAAUUAUGUCAACUUCAUCUGCCCUUUUCUCCCCAAAUACUCAACUGUCCUUAACCAACCACGCUCUGUUUAGCUCUAAAGACAGUUUGAGUCCUCUGCAUUAAAGGAUCCCAAUAUAAAAACAAAAAGAGGAGUAAAACAAAAAAAAAAACAAGGUCCACAUAAAAAGUCCAAGCUGCGCACUUCUUAACUACUCGUAUUUUGUGGCUGUGAGAUGUAAUCAACAUUUAAAAAGUUUUUUCUGUUUCUGUUAUUCUGUCAGUCUUACCUGAUAUUUAUUACUCCUUUUUUAUAUCUUCAACUGCACCUCAGCUUUUUCCUUUUGAUAUUUAAAAUAAAGUAAAAAAAAGAAUGCUGUGAAUGAACAUAGAACACACGUGGAGCUGCCUCUUCUCCUCAAACCAUCCACCGCUUCACCUGAGCUGUGUGUGUACCAAGUGUGUUCUGAGUUAAAGCAAGGCUCCUGAUCAAUGAUUGGACCCCACUGCUUUAUCUUCAUCAUAUUGACCUUUCUAACCAUCACCAGGAUCAGACUGAUGAUAAUGGUAUUUUGAGGGAACAUCUCGUUAAAUACCUGCACCAGAUCCACAUGAUUCCACACAGACCCAGAGAGCAAACCCAGUCCCAGAGCUCCCAGUAUAGCACUAAAUAGUGUAGAGCCAUGGCUUCUGACCAAUAAAGCUCUAAACAGGAAGACGGUUCACAGGAAUGCGAGUCCCCAAGUUGAGCAGCCACUGGAGAACACAGUUCCUCAACCUGGCCAGCUGUGUCCUGCAGAGCCUGCUCAGAGAAACCACAAGAAAUAUAGAGGUAAGGCUUGAGAGGUCCAGUGGAACAAGUGGUGGCUGGUUUGUUUUUAAGGUAGUAUUGCAAAAUCAUCCUGCAACCUCUCACCUAAGAAAAGAGGCAUCUCAUCCAGUUUUUUGUUUCAGUAGAUCUAUAACUACCGUUCUCUCACUGCAGUUCUACAGUACAUUCUAGCUUGACAGUUGUGAUUGUCCUCUUUGUAGUUGUGCGUUUUAUCAGUUGGUUUACACUCAUACUCGUUGCUGUAAAUGUGGAUCUGGAAAUAAAGUCUGUACUAAACAGCA
Astyanax mexicanus (Mexican tetra) is the source of this 5044-nucleotide messenger RNA. RefSeq names its product microtubule-associated protein tau b (gene maptb). Gene Ontology annotation, molecular function: microtubule binding. The coding region runs from base 170 to 2329 and encodes 719 amino acids. The record is from RefSeq and is a predicted model, not a curated record. Lineage: Eukaryota; Metazoa; Chordata; Actinopteri; Characiformes; Acestrorhamphidae. Gene Ontology annotation, cellular component: neuron projection. The transcript is spliced from 11 exons. Gene Ontology annotation, biological process: microtubule cytoskeleton organization; neuron projection development.